Aricia agestis (brown argus) is the source of this 593-nucleotide messenger RNA. RefSeq lists its product as uncharacterized. The coding region runs from base 60 to 593 and encodes 177 amino acids. The transcript is spliced from 4 exons. The record is from RefSeq and is a predicted model, not a curated record. NCBI's taxonomy places the organism in Eukaryota, Metazoa, Arthropoda, Insecta, Lepidoptera, Lycaenidae.
ACAAAAAACCCAAGGAGCUAAUUAUGUUUUAGUUUCCGAAUAAAAACAUUGAGUAAAUCAUGGACAGCAAGAUAUUUCAUAGGUCCAUGGUUACCAAGAAUUGGACAGAGGACGAAAUUGAGGCAUUUGCACUAUUGCUUUAUAAAGCUGUGAUUCAGGCUCACCUGGCACGGGUCAAAUUUAAAUACACAGAUGAGGAACUCCAGAAACUUACAGAAUAUCUAGACUUGAAGAUUCCAAUAGACAGACUGCGCACUAACUUUCUCAUCUUUCAAUGUUCUGCCAUAGAUAUGGUGGCGAGCCGAGUUCGCGCCGGACACUCGUGGAGGAACUUCUGGGGCGCCCCGCAGUGGACGCUCGACCUCGAGCCCAGCUUCGGGAUCGUGGAGAAGGCACUGCAGGUGGAGUUGCUGAGCGCCGGGCCAGACCCGCUGGCGCGCCUGCUGGGUGAGCUGGCGACGGCGGGCGAGGUCGCAGCACGGCGCGGCGGCGCGAGCGAGGACGCGGCGGACGCGCUGCGCGACCUGCCCGUGGCGCGGGACCUGGCGCGCGUCACCGCAGUGCCCGAGCGCUGCCUCGCCGCCGCCUGGUGA